ACUGUGGAAGAAGCGGUUCAUCGUCGACGACGCGCCGACACUCGCCAUCAACCGUUUGUUCACCAUGUCACAGGGCAACACUGCAACAUGGGAUUGGCUCACAGAGUGGCAGAAGAUUGCGGCAAUGCCCAAUCUAGACCUGCCUUUCACUCAUCUGAGGCGUGAGUUCUACAACAGGUCUUGUGCUACAUUGAGCCAGGCUCUUGGUGAUCGCGAGCAGUACGCCACCUUCGCCGAGAUUAUCGACAAGGCGCGAGAGAUCAUCAAGACCAACAGGUCAGCUGCACACGAGAAAUCAACAUCAUGGCAGCCGACCUAUGUGGAGAAGGUACGAACUGGUCCGCGACAACAGCACUUCGCUGCAGUCCAGCAGGACAGUGGGGAUAACCCAACAGCCACUCCAGCAUCAAGUGACGAAGAUCAGGUGGUUGCUGUCCAGCCGCGAAGCACCAACAAGUCCCGCAACAAUGGGAAGGCGAAAUCCGCAUCGCAGGCCGGAAAUGGACAGCCAGGACAGUUUCCAUGGGUCAAGUUUGGCUUGACCGAGGCGGAGUACAAAGUCUGCGGCCGCUACGGCAGCUGCUAUUGGUGCAACAACACCAAGCACAAGACCUCCCUGUGCCAGGAUCAGGGCAGGAGGAUGUGCGACCCCGCCUCAGCUCGGGAAACUGAGCUUCGCGGAAGUCCUCAGUAUACUUACGAGGAUUAUGCUGUCCACUUGGUUCCACCGCUGGACCAACCGCUCMACGUGCAACAGUCCAYCGCAUGCACGGUUUCAUCACCAUCGGCAACCGAUUCGGCAGCUUCGCCGCAAUCUAUCGCCGGGGAUUCGACGUCAUGGUCAAAACUUGAUGAGCUCGACCCGUUGACGUUCACGGACUUCCAGUGGAUGCCCGUUCCCUCGACCGGACGAUUGUCGAAACCGCAUUGCAAUGUGCUCAUGGCACAAUUGCGGGACUACUUGCACACUGCAGUACCAGCUCCGUUGAUGGACGCCGGAGCAGAGGUUGUCGACCUUCUCGCGUACAUCGCGAAGAUCGACCGCGAGUUCAAGACGCAACGGUACGACGAUGUCGACGCACCAUUGCUAUACAUACRCAUUCAGAUCGGAGAGGCGACCUGCAGUGCCUUGAUCGAUUGCGGAGCAUCUCGCAACUACAUCAGCCAGGACUUCAUGGUACGCGCCGGCCUUGGCCCACGUGUCCGGAGGAAGUCCCAGCCUACGCAAGUCACUCUGGCGGACGGUCAUACGCACAAGUCCAUCGACCGGUGCAUUGACGCCGUCCCASUGUACUUUGCCCCUCACGCAAGUGAGGCGGUGUCCUUUGACAUUCUGGACACCAAAUUCGACAUGAUCUUGGGCAUGUCAUGGCUGCGAAGCGAGGAUCACCCGGUGAACUUCUUCAAACGCACCGUUCACAUUCGUGAUCGGAACGGAGUAUUAGUUUCAUGCACAGUGCCCCUUCCUCAUCCUUCGAUCAGCUGCCACGUGGUAUCCGCCGCAAGCAUGCGAGCUUCCAUCAUCAGAGACGACAUCGACGAGAUGGGGGUGUGUUUUCUCCACGCCCUCCCGCCCCAUGACGCUUCAUCGACGGACUCACCUUCGGAUCCACGCAUCACCGAGCUUCUCGACGCCUAUAGCGACGUGUUCGAAGGCUCGCAGGGAGUAGUACCGGAUCGACCCAUCUGCCACGAGAUCAUCCUCGAGGACAGGGCCGUACCUCCGCGCGGUUGCAUAUACCGAAUGAGCGAGGAAGAGUUAAGUGUGCUCCGCGCACAACUCGACGACCUUCUAGAGAAAGGAUGGAUUCGGCCUAGCUCAUCGCCAUACGGUGCUCCUGUUCUCUUCGUCCGGAAGAAGAAAAAGGACCUGCGGUUGUGCAUCGAUUAUCGCAAGCUCAACGCGCAGACGAUCAGGAACACACGGUAUGGGCAUUUCGAAUGGCUGGUUAUGCCAUUUGGCCUUACGAAUGCCCCGACCACUUUCCAAGCGGCUAUGACAACGGAGUUCCGACACAUGCUGGAUCGAUACGUACUUAUCUAUCUCGACGACAUCCUGGUGUACAGCCGGAGUUUGGAGAAGCAUGUGGAACACCUGCGCACCGUUUUGGAGCGGCUACGACAGGCCAAGUACAAAGCCAACCGCGACAAGUGUGAAUUCGCGCGGCAGGAGCUGGAGUACUUGGGCCAUUAUGUGACGCCACAAGGCAUCCGUCCGCUCGCGGACAAGAUCGAGGCCCUACGAGUAUGGGCCGAGCCCACCAACACCACGGACAUUCGUUCAUUCAUGGGAUUGGCGGGCUACUAUCAGCGAUUCAUCACCGGAUACUCCAGGAUUGCUGCACCUAUGACGAGGUUACAGUCGACAAAGGUGCCAUUCGUAUUCGAUGACGACACACGCCGGUCAGUCCAAGUACUUAAGACGGUCAUGCUCAUGGCACCCGUCCUCAGCAUCUAUGACCCCACCUUGCCGACGAGAGUGACUACGGACGCUUCCGACUAUGGCAUUGGGGCAGUCUUGGAACAGCACGACRGCGACGACUGGCACCCUGUGGAGUAUUUCAGCCACAAAGUGCCUCCCAUCAACUCGCUUGAUGAUGCAAGGAAGAAGGAGCUACUCGCGUUCGUCAUGGCUCUCAAGCGAUGGCGGCACUUCCUCCUUGGGCGUCGUAGGUUCACAUGGGUYACRGACAACAAUCCAUUGACCUACUACAAGACGCAGGAUACGGUGAGCAGCACGAUCGGACGAUGGAUGUACUUCAUCGACCAGUUUGACUUCACACCGAAACAUCUACCCGGCCUCUCAAAUCGUGCAGCAGAUGCACUCUCGCGAAGACCAGAUCUUUGCGCUAUGACACAUCAUGCCUUCGCAUUCGACGAGGAGCUUCAACGAUACUUCAUCCGAGCAUAUGAGUCUGAUCCGAACUUCGACACGCUCUAUGCACAGCUAUCUUCGGAUCACCUGCCGACCAGCCAUUACCGCAUUGCCGACGGGUACUUGCUCCUCCACUCGAGAGGCAAGGACUUACUAUGUGUCCCACGCGACCGUCGUCUUCGGACUCGCCUCCUCGGCGAGUAUCAUGAUUCACGACUCGCCGGCCAUUUCAGAGUCAACCGCACUAUUGCACGGCUUCGACAGCGAUUCCGAUGGCCCGACCUCAUUACCGAUGUCACUCGGUAUUGCGACUCUUGCGAAGUUUCUCGACGCAGCAAGCCCCGCAACAGCAAUCCCUACGGCGAGUUACACCCGAUGCCUAUCCCACGGGAACCCGGUCUCUCCAUUGCCAUGGACGUCACCGGUCCGUUUCCUCGCGACCGGCUCGGGCACGACGGCAUCCUCACGGUUGUGGACCGAUUGACCUUAGAAGAUUUGGAAAGUGAGUGGUCAAGUAAGGACCCUCGUGAAUCUUGGGUGGCACUAAGGAAAGGUCCUAGAGGGGAACAUUUCGUUGUGGAAGUUGAUGUAGGAGGUCGCAAAUGUGGUGCCUUCAUAGACAUCGGCUCCACGCGGAACUACAUAAGUCACGACUGUUUGGAAAGGCUGCACCUAAAGGACCGGGUACAACACCUUAGUAGACCCGUAGCAUCUACUUUGGCCAAUAAGGAGCGCAUGAUUGUCACGGACUAUAUCAAGGAUGUAGUCUGCACCUUCUCCUAUGGAGGAGGGGAACUUAAUCACAAGAUUUCGUUCCUGGUUAGCGACGACUUACCGUUUGAUAUGCUGUUAGGAAUGUACUACCUUGAGGUUGCCAAGCCCCAGUUUGACUGGGACAAGAAAGUCCUGCAGUAUAAGUUGCCUGAUGGAAGAGCAGUUAGACUGACUAAGUUCAAAGCAAGUAGUAUAAUUGAUACCUAUGGCUGCUUGCGUGCAUCAACGUUCUAUAAUUAUUAUAAACAGAACCAAGAGGAGGGUAUGUACCUAGUGUAUGUCUCUGAGAAAGGGGCGGUCGUUAAAACACCCCCAGAGAUAGAACACGUCGUUGCUAAGUUCCCUAAUCUGUUCACGGAGCCUACAGGAGUCAUAGAAAGGGAGGUUGUCCACGCCAUAGAAAUCAUUCCAGGGAGUAAAACCACAAAGGGAAGGAUCUAUAGGAUGGCUCCGGCCGAGUUGGACGAACUUCGGCGACAACUGAAAGAGCUGAUAGAGAAAGGAUGGAUCCGGCCGAGUACUUCCCCCUACGGAUCUCCAGUGCUAUUUGUACCGAAGAAGGGGGGUACAUUGAGGAUGUGCAUUGAUUAUAGAGGCCUCAAUGUCAUCACAGUAAAGAACGCAAAGCCUCUACCUCACAUAGACGACCUAUUGGAUAGGGUGCAGGGAUCCGCAAAGGCUGCCGAUGAAGAACGAAUUCAACGACGUGAGAAGAUAUUCAACGGAGAGCGAGCUUUGCUCACAAUGGCAGCGGAUUGGCGGGCCGAGGCCGAGAAUGGCAAGAUGGAAGAGAGUGGAAACAAGAUCGCUCUACUCCUCUCCCAUCUCACGGACCUCCUGGCAACAUGCAUUACACAGCAGGAGGACAUCCACAGCCUCGACGACGCGUUGGCUCAAGUCCACAGACGCCUCCCGCAGCUGGAGCAACGAACCGUCGCCGCCUCCGAUGCCAUCUCUUCCAACACCUCCGAUCGCCUCGAGGCAUUGGAGAUUGACGUCGGCUCCCUCAAGGACGGUGUGCAGAUACAGCAAACUGCAACGCAACAGUUGGAGCAGCGGAUCUGUACUGCCGCCAACCACUCGAGCUCGGAACCGCUCGAGACAACUCCAAAGUUCGAUGGGCAGGAGAUCUUCUGCGACUUGACGAAGACAGACCCCAUUCCAUGGUUCCGCAAGUUCGAGCUCACGUUGCAGCUACACUACGUCAAAGAACACAAGCACCACACGUACUUAUACUCCCGGUCGGGGGGCACGUGCCAAGCAUGGUUGGACAAUCUCUUGUCCAAGUACGGAGUGGUGGCUGCCGACUUGCAUACCAAGAUCAGUUGGGAUGAUCUAAAGGCGGCGUGGCAUAAGCGUUUCCAAGUAGAGCCGCCGGAGAUCAAGGCAAUGGACAAGCUGAUGGUCUUCGAACAAGGCACGCUGCCGAGUGUUGACUGGAUUGCCGAGUACCAACGUUUGACAUCCGUCCCAGACAUUCAAAUGGCCUUCAAAGCCAUCAAACACUACUUCAUCUCGAGGUCGUGUCCGGUGUUGGGCAAUGCCUUGAUUCACGUCGAGGACACCCUGACGACACCGACAAAACUCUUCGACAAGGCCAAUGCAGAUUAUUGUCACGAACAAGGAGGCCAAAAAUUUCCAGCGUUUGUUUGCUCCAGGUACUUAUGCUCAAGGACAAGAAGUGUGUGCGGCAUCUUCUUCGUCCGGCAACAGCAACUUAUCGUCUUCAAGUGGUUCUUCACGGGAUUCAGUGCGCGAGUUCAACAUAGAGGUAUUGGACCCGCUCACGCCGAGGAUUUCGCAUGGCUUCCUCUCCCGACCACGGGCCGCUUGCCGGGACCGCAAUGCGCAGCAUUAUGCGCUCAUCUUCACACGUACCUAUCCUUCUAUGCACCACCAACAACGGAUGACGAAGUCGCGGUGGGGGACAUCCUUGCAUAUGUUACGAAGGUGGCCUGCGAGUUUUGCAAUCAGCGAUACGACGACAACAACGCACCGUUCCUCUAUGUCCGCAUCCAAGUUGGGCAAGCGUCCUGCAACACUUUGCUGGAUAGCGGCGCGUCUCACAAUUUUAUGAGUCAAACCUUUAUGCAAAAGGCUGGCCUUGGCGCACAAGUUCGAAGGAAGGCAAACCCGACGGCGAUCAAGUUGGCGGACGGAAGGACGCGGCAACUUAUCGACCUCUACAUCGAGGCCGUACCGGUGUAUUUCGCACCUCAUGCAUGCGAACCGGUAACGUUCGACAUUUUGGACACAGACUUCGAUGUUAUUUUGGGUAUGCCUUGGCUUGCAAGUGCGGAUCACACGGUCAACUUCCACUUGCAGACUCUUACCGUUCGCAACGCCUUCGGCGCCGAAGUGUCGUGUACUAUUCCUCUUCUGCACCCUUCGAUUUGAUGCCAAGUGGUGAUGGCCAAGUCAUUCCGGGCUACUUGUGCUUACUAGC
Messenger RNA from Chara braunii, 6095 nucleotides. Lineage: Eukaryota; Viridiplantae; Streptophyta; Charophyceae; Charales; Characeae. The record is from the annotation of a GenBank genome assembly.